GGAGACGGGAGCUAUAAAGGCAGCUGCCUCUUUGAGCCGUGGCUCCGAGCCCCACUGCCACUGAUCCCGAAAGAGAGUCAUCCUUGAGAGGAGAAACCAGACAAGAUGGUGCUGACCGCUGAGGACCGCAAACUGCUGACAGCCAUUUGGGGGAAGGUGUCUGGGCACCUGGAUGAGAUCGGCGGGGAUGCUCUCAACAGGAUGUUCAUGUGUUUCCCAUCGACUAAGACCUACUUCCCGCACUUCGACCUGAGCCCGGGCUCCAAGGACAUCCAAGUGCAUGGCCAGAAGGUGGCCAGAGCCCUGGACAUGGCCCUCCACCACCUGGACAACGUCCGUGGCACCCUGGCUGACCUCAGCGACCUCCACGCCUACAACUUGCGAGUCGACCCCGUCAACUUCAAGCUGCUGAUCAAGUGCUUCCACGUGGUUCUGGCCACUCACCUGCGCGGAGAGUACACCUGCUUGGCCCAUCGGGCUGUGGACAAGUUCUUAUUCGCGGUGGCCGAGAUCCUGGGCGAGAAGUACAGAUGAGCAGACAAAGGAGAAGACCCCCCUAUCUUUUCUUCAGAGACUCCCCUUCUUCUUCAUCUAGAAUUUCCCCUCCCCAGCAUUCGCAAUAAAAACAAGGCCUUUGCUGCCACCUGCCUAA
Molecule: messenger RNA, 652 nt
Organism: Anolis carolinensis (green anole)
Lineage: Eukaryota; Metazoa; Chordata; Lepidosauria; Squamata; Anolidae
Product: hemoglobin subunit alpha-D
Exons: 3
Coding region: 106-534 (142 amino acids)
Biological process (GO): oxygen transport; hydrogen peroxide catabolic process
Cellular component (GO): hemoglobin complex; haptoglobin-hemoglobin complex; blood microparticle
Molecular function (GO): oxygen carrier activity; oxygen binding; heme binding
Source: RefSeq, a predicted model, not a curated record